This is a messenger RNA of Rhodofomes roseus, 2473 nucleotides long. Its product is annotated as trehalose 6-phosphate phosphatase. The record is from RefSeq and is a predicted model, not a curated record. Gene Ontology annotation, molecular function: catalytic activity. Gene Ontology annotation, cellular component: cytosol; alpha,alpha-trehalose-phosphate synthase complex (UDP-forming). NCBI's taxonomy places the organism in Eukaryota, Fungi, Basidiomycota, Agaricomycetes, Polyporales, Fomitopsidaceae. The transcript has 11 exons. The coding region runs from base 62 to 2413 and encodes 783 amino acids. Gene Ontology annotation, biological process: trehalose biosynthetic process.
CUGGACUACAAAUACUCGCAUCGCGUCCAGUCGCUCCUCCCCGUCUCUCCUCCUUGCCGCCAUGGACAGCUUCGCAGAGCCCCGCCGCCCCGCAACCCCCGUCUCCCUCGCCGCCGUCCGCGAGCAGGUCCGCAAGCUCGAGACCGACCACAUCGCGAACGGCAUCCCCCUCUCCGGCCGCAUCAUCCACGUCUGCCAUUACCUCCCCGUCUCCUCCUCCUUCUCCAGCAGACCAAGCGACCUCCCCAGCCCACCCCCGACGCCGCCCACCGCGCCGUCCGACAUCCCCGCGAGCCCGACCGAGCCCACCGCCCCGCCGAAGGAUGCAUCACUCGAGCAGCCCCAGCCCCAGCCUGCGCAGACGCAGGAAGACACAAACUGGGUUCUGAGCGCGCGCCACGGCCACUCCGCGAUGGUCAGCGGGAUCUCGAGCCUUGCGACGACCCACGAGCAGAUCGUCAUUGGCUGGACUGGCGACAUCACGUCGGCCCCGACGACGCUCCCCCCAGCUGCCUAUGGCGCUCCCUCCGCCUCUACCGUGCCAGAGUCGGCAUAUGCUACCCCUUCUAAAGUCCCAGUCAAGGACAUCGGCGAAGAGGACCGACGGUCCCUCGAAGGCCUCUUGGCGAAGUAUCGCUCACGAGAGGACGUCGAGAUUGAGGGCGGCCAGCAGACUACCUAUGUUCCCGUUUGGCUAGACGACACGGAAGCCCAUGGCCACUACGAGGGUUACUGCAAACAAACCCUCUGGCCACUCUUCCACUACCUCCUCUGGCAAGAUGUUGCAACCGAGUACGCUUCCGCGGACGCGCACUGGGGUGCAUACAACGCCGUGAAUGAGGUGUUCGCGAAGCGCGUCGCCGAGGUCUACAAGCCUGGCGACCUGAUCUGGGUCCACGACUAUCACUUGCUUCUCGUGCCGUCGAUGCUGCGCCAGGCCCUCCCAGAGGUCGCGCUGGGCCUCUUCAUGCACACGCCGUUCCCGAGCUCGGAGAUCUUCCGGUGCUUGCCCCGUAGGAAGGAGAUCCUCGACGGCAUGCUCGGCGCGAACCUCAUCUGCUUCCAGACAUACUCGUACUCCCGGCAUUUCACCUCGUCGUGUGUCCGUGUGUGCGGAUAUGAGAUCACGGCGACAGGCGGCAUCGACGUCGCGGGACAUGUGGCGUCGAUUGCUUACUGCCCGGUAGGCGUCGACGCGGACCGGGUAGCGAAGGAUACGCUGCGCCCGGGCAUCCAGCCGAAGCUCGAGGCGCUCCGUGCGCUGUAUGAGGGCAAGAAGAUCAUUGUCGGCCGGGACAAGCUGGACGUUGUGAAGGGUGUUGUGCAGAAGCUUCGCGCGUUUGAGAAGCUCCUGCAUGAUUACCCGCAGUGGAUCGGCCACGUCGUCCUCAUUCAAGUGACGUCCCCCGCGCUGUCCGACUCGCCCAAGCUCGAGCGCCAGGUGUCCGAGAUCGUCGCACACAUCAACGGCGAGUAUGGCUCGCUCGACUUCAUUCCUGUGCAUCACUACCACCAGACCAUCAAGAAGGACGAGUUCUACGCCCUGCUGUCCGUUGCGGACCUCGGCGUUAUCACGCCACUGCGCGAUGGUAUGAACACCACCUCGAUGGAGUUCGUCCUCGCGCAGGGGCGUACGAAGAAGAGCCCGCUCGUCCUCUCUGAGUUCAUGGGUAUCUCCAGCAACAUGGCCGAUGCGCUCCAAGUCAACCCGUGGAACCUCGUGGAAGUCGCCGCGGCGAUGCACCGUGGGCUGACGAUGGCUGACGACGAGAAGGCACGCCGCCACGCGACGCUGUACGACACGGCGCGGACGCACACGUCGCAUACGUGGGCCGCGACGCUCGCAAAGCUCCUUCUCCAACAGAUCGGCGGGCAGAAUACCGCGAAGAUGACCCUUCCCAUGCCCAAGGACCGCUUGGAGGCGCAGUACCGUACCGCAAAGAAGCGGCUGUUCUUGCUCGACUACGACGGUACCCUCUCACCGAUCGUGCGUGUCCCGAGCCAGGCGACCCCCUCGCCGCAGACGCUCGAGGCGCUCGAGAACCUCACGAAGGACCCCCGCAACGUCGUGUUCAUCAUCUCCGGCCGCGACGGCGCGUUCCUCGAGCAGCACCUCGGCCAUAUCCGCGGGCUCGGCAUGAGCGCGGAGCAUGGUGGCUUCGUGCGCGAGCCGGGCUCGCGGGAGUGGACGAACUUCACGGAGAACCUGGAUAUGGAGUGGAUGGGCGAGGUGCUCGAGAUCUUCAAGUACUACACUGAGCGUACGACGGGUAGCCAUAUCGAGGUCAAGAAGAGCUCGAUUACGUGGCACUACCGUUCGGCGGACCCAGAGUGGGGUCUCUUCCAGUGCCGGCAAUGCCAGGACCUGCUCGAGAACAACCUCGCUCGCAAGCGUCCCAUCGAGGGUAAGUAGCAGUACUUCAAAUUCAUGGCACCAACGCUGAAGCUGUCUGCAGUCCUCGUUGGAAAGAAG